UGCUUUUUAAUUGUAUAAUUGAAUUCAAUAAAGAAAUAAAUAUGUUAAAGUAUACACAAUUAUGUAAAAAUUAUUUAAAGUCACGAUUAAUACUUUUUUCGAAUCAGAAUAAUGUAUUAAUGCAACAAAGUCGGAAUACAUUUAUUUUAAAAAGAAAAUAUCCAGUGCCUCUUUAUAAAAAAUAUGAAACACGUGCAAAGCUAAAACAUAAACAUUUUAUUUAUGAGCUCGUAGAAGAUACAAAUAUUAAACCACAAAAAAAAAUUGACAUUGUCUUGUUAGAAAAUGUAAAAAAGAUUGGUGAAAAAGGUGAGAAAGUCUCAGUAUCUUCUCAAAAGGCUUAUGAAACUUUAAUACUACCCAAAUUAGCUGUAUAUGCAACACCUGAAAAUCUAGAAAAAUAUUUAAUUGAAGACCAAGAUGAAAAGAAGAAAUUAUCUAUGUAUAGUUCUCAAUUUGUUGAAAGAACAAUGAAUGUAUUGUCUGUGUGCUAUUUAUCAUUAUCAAUGUCCAUGGAUAUUCCAUGGAUUAUAGAAAAAUGGCAUGUGAGAGUAUCAUUUCGAAAAUUAGGAUAUAUUGUACCUGAAGAUGCUAUAAUUCUUCCAGAUAAGACUAUAUCUGGACCAAAUCUAUCUAUUGAAAAUAAAGAAUUUUAUAUUAUUAUUAAAAUCAAUAAUCAUGAAGAAGUUAAAGUUAGAUGUAAAAUACAUCAUUAUACUUCAGAUCCAAAGAAGCAAAUUAAGUAUGAUGUACCAUUUUAUCAAUUAAAAAACAUAGCAAUUUUCCCAGAAGAUCAAUCAAUAUUAAAUUCCCUUCCAAAACAUCGUUUAGCUAAUUUUGAAACUAAUGAUGUAAAUAAAUGAGUAAUAAAUAAUUGUAUUAUUUAUUAUUAUUAUAAAAGUAUCAUAAUCAAUAAAAUUUUAUUUUUUUGAAAAUCCAAAAAAA
Messenger RNA from Apis cerana (Asiatic honeybee), 945 nucleotides. RefSeq names its product mitochondrial ribosomal protein L9 (gene mRpL9). Gene Ontology annotation, biological process: translation. The record is from RefSeq and is a predicted model, not a curated record. Lineage: Eukaryota; Metazoa; Arthropoda; Insecta; Hymenoptera; Apidae. Gene Ontology annotation, cellular component: ribosome. Gene Ontology annotation, molecular function: structural constituent of ribosome.